Paramisgurnus dabryanus is the source of this 1174-nucleotide messenger RNA. It is a transcript of the gene sult6b1, whose product is annotated as sulfotransferase family, cytosolic, 6b, member 1. Gene Ontology annotation, molecular function: sulfotransferase activity. The record is from RefSeq and is a predicted model, not a curated record. Lineage: Eukaryota; Metazoa; Chordata; Actinopteri; Cypriniformes; Cobitidae.
UUCCUGCUACACAACAUAAAAGCUCUCUUUGUGAGUCCAUCUGAGCAUUUCUACAGUGAGCACCAGGACUUUAAUCUGCUGCAAACAUGAGCCAAACACAACCUGAAAACCCAAUGAAGUCCAGAAUGGAGCAGGCAAAAGAGAUGAAGGAUGAAGAAAAACUUUACAAGCGAGAUGGAGUUCUGUACUCCUCGAUCCUGAGUCCACCAGAAACCCUGGAUAAACUAAAAGACCUGGAAGCCAGGGAAGAUGACGUUAUUCUGGUGGCGUACCCCAAAUGUGGGUUCAACUGGAUGGUGGGAGUCUUGCGCAAAAUCAUGAAUGCCUCCACUGGUAAAAAUGAGGCACCGCCCGACAGACCACCACUGGUCGAGUUUCUACCUCCAGAUGUUCAACAGAAACUCUCAGAAAUGCCUCCACGAAGACUUCUGGGAUCUCACCUGCAUCCAGACAACAUGCCUGCCUCUUUCUUUACCAAAAAACCAAAGAUUCUGGUGGUGUUCAGAAACCCAAAAGACACGCUGGUCUCAUACUUUCAUUUCAUGAACAAAAACCCAGUUCUGCCCAGCGCUGAACCAUGGGAUAAGUUUUUUUCAGAGUUCCUGGCUGGUGAAGUUCCAUGGGGAUGUUAUUUUGAUCACGCUCUUGCCUGGGAAAAACGAAUAGACGAUCCAAACGUGAUGAUUGUGAUGUACGAGGAACUCAAACAGAAUUUACCCAUGGAAGUGAAGAAGAUCUCAGAGUUCUUCAGUUUUCCACUGACCCAGGAACAGGUCAACAGUGUCGCUGAGCAAAGCACCUUCAAUGCAAUGCUGGAAAACUCAAACAAGUCUCACAGCAACAUGGGCUCAAUCUUCUUCAGAAAGGGUGAGGUUGGUGACUGGAAGAAUCAUUUCUCCGAGGCUCAGAGUAAAGAGAUGGAUGAGAUCUUCCGAUCUAAACUAGCUGGAACUAAACUAGGAGCUCAAAUGAAGUACGACAUCUACUGCCAAUAAAUGUGAAGAAGCAACCUUCAAAAAUAAAUGACAAAGUCUUCUCAUAAACAGUAUCACAGGGAUUUACAGUAUACUGUAUGCUUAUACAGGCAGCUGAUCUUUCAUGUAUUUCAUCAUUUUGCUGUUGUGUUUACAAUUUCUUUUUUAUCUCACAUUGCCAUUAAACCUCACAAUACGAA